Manis pentadactyla (Chinese pangolin) is the source of this 3536-nucleotide messenger RNA. RefSeq names its product nicotinamide nucleotide adenylyltransferase 1 (gene NMNAT1). The transcript has 6 exons. Gene Ontology annotation, molecular function: nicotinate-nucleotide adenylyltransferase activity; nicotinamide-nucleotide adenylyltransferase activity. The coding region runs from base 304 to 1143 and encodes 279 amino acids. NCBI's taxonomy places the organism in Eukaryota, Metazoa, Chordata, Mammalia, Pholidota, Manidae. Gene Ontology annotation, biological process: NAD+ biosynthetic process. The record is from RefSeq and is a predicted model, not a curated record.
UUCCGCCGACGAAUGCACUUCCGGUCUCCAGGAGCCAAUGAGGUUACAGCCACCGGUGUUCCCCUCGCUGGCGUCCGGUCUCGGGUCCUCUCUUGGAUGACUCCGGCCGGCUUGCGGUGAAGACGUGAGUUACAAUUUGAAUGUGAAACCACCGUUGUACCCCAUCUUAGAGAAGACCCUUGACUCAGGUUGGAACGAUUCCAAUAGCCUACCUUGUAGAAUGCUUCAGCUGCACAGAAUUUCCUUUACAACAAGGAAGAUGUCGGAGUUUUCUGUUUAGAUCAACAACUUCAAAUUCUCAGCAUGGAAAAUUCCGAGAAGACAGAAGUGGUUCUCCUUGCUUGUGGUUCCUUUAAUCCUGUCACCAACAUGCACCUCAGGUUGUUUGAGCUGGCCAAGGACUACAUGAAUGCAACAGGAAAGUUUAGAGUUAUCAAAGGCAUAAUAUCUCCAGUUGGUGAUGCAUAUAAGAAGAAAGGACUCAUCUCUGCCCAUCAUCGAGUUAUCAUGGCAGAACUUGCCACCAAGAAUUCAAGAUGGGUGGAAGUUGAUACCUGGGAGAGUCUUCAGAAGGAGUGGAUAGAGACUGUGAAGGUGCUAAGGUACCAUCAAGAGAAACUGGAGGCUGGGAGCUGUGAUCGUCAGCAGGACUCACCUGUGCUGGAAAGGCCUGGACAGAAGAGGAAGUGGGUUGAACAAAGACAAGAUUAUAGUCAGAAGAAGCCCCUAGAGCCAAGAAAAGGUGUGCCAAAGGUAAUGCUGCUGUGUGGGGCAGAUUUCUUGGAGUCCUUCGGAGUUCCUAAUCUGUGGAAGAGUGAGGAUAUUGCCCAAAUUGUGGAAGAGUACGGGCUCGUCUGUAUUACUCGGGCUGGAAAUGAUGCCCAGAAAUUCAUCUAUGAAUCCGAUGUGCUAUGGAAACAUCAGAACAACAUUCACCUGGUGGAUGAAUGGAUCACCAACGACAUCUCAGCCACAAAGAUCCGGCGGGCCCUCAGAAGGGGCCAGAGCAUUCGCUACUUGGUACCAGAUCUUGUCCAGGAAUAUAUUGAAAAGUAUAACUUGUACAGCCCCGAGAGUGAAGAGAGGAAUGUCGGGGUGAUCCUGGCUCCUUUGCAGAGAAAUGCUGCCGAAGCUAACUCGUAAGAGAUUCUGCAGCAGUGUGGACCUCCCCUUGGGAAUCUGAAACAAUCCGGUGUUAGUGGGGAGAGGAACUGUGAUCCUGUUUCAUAAAUUAAAGCUUAAAAGCUCAGUAAAAAUCAGUAGUAAAUUAAAAUCAGGUUUAUCUUCUUAUCAGAAAUUGCUAAGAUGAAUGUUUUCAAUAUGGUCUUGUUUACAGAUCCUUUAUCUGUAAAACAAGAGAUGAACAGCAUUAACCAGAACAUUAAUCAAACUAACUGCAAAUUAGAAAUCAGAAGGACAUCCCGACUUUACCACAUAAGCCAAGUGUGGAAAGCAAGAGUCCAUUUAAAAUCCUAACUUCAGUUAUGAAGGGAACUAACAUUUUAUGCAUGCCUAUUUCUAGGCAGUCUUCAUGGAGGGUGGCUGAGGAAGUAAGUCUUAAAAUUGUGGUUUUGUACAAUGCACCACUGAUCAGUCAUCGCCAGCUAUUCAAGAUACAGGUUAUGAAUGUGCCUGGCAGAAACUUGAUGCCAAUAGUUCAUUCUCUCUGACACAUCUCAGAAUGGCACACAACCUGCCUGGAGCUUCUCCUUUGGUGUUUGGGAGAGGGGCCCAAGCCCUCAAAUGUUAGAUAGGUACAUCAGUGUUUCUGAUGCCCACCAGAGAUAGAGAGCCCCUGCCUUACGUGUCCUACAUGUUCUCUUAGCCUGCUGUGGCUCAUGUUCGAGCCCUAGCCAUCCGCCACCUUUUAUUUUCAGGAAGAACUUCGGCAAUGACAUCACACUACUUGGAAGAGAGAGAACUAUGGAGAAUGAGGAGUCUUAUUAAAAGCUUUUAAGUAUCAGUGCUCUUAGCCUUUAUUGAUAGCCCAGUAAUCAAAAGAUGGAGACCCUAAGAACAUGAGAAAUGCCACAGUGGGUCAGCCCAGCAGCUCCUCCAGCUCAGAAUUGUGAGCAUUGAUGAAUGGCUUGUGGAAGAACUCCCGUGAUCUCAAUCUAAACUCCUGAAUUUCUGAACAGCCCUGCUGGUUCUGUUUCAGCCCACCAUGAAUCAGCAAUUUGUAAAUUUUAGCAGAAAAUGGGUCUGUUUUGUUUUUUUUCUUCUUAUCCUUGUGUAUGGUUUUUAACCAGAGUAGAACUCCCAAAUAAGAAACGAAUCCCAGUUUUAUGUUACAAAUACAAGCUUCUUACAUGGUUUGAUAUUGAUAAAAAUUUUGUUGAAGUUUUAUCAAUUGGUAAAAACAAAAAGACCAGAAAUAACUUUUUAUAUAGUUUAAUGGUUUGUACAAGUCAUUCUGUGAUAGAAAUAUGACUAAAGUUAAAUUUCUAAUGAAAACAGUUUACCUUUUUACAAUUUAUAUUUGAAACUACACAUUACACUACUCAAACCUACACUAAAUUGAAAAGUUUACCUUUUUACAGUUUAUAUUUCAGGCCUACACUAUAAAUCAUUAAGGAUUUAUAACUGCAAUAUACUUACAACUGUGUAAUUUAAUUGUAUAGGCAGAUCUGAAUCGAGUUUAAAAAGUUAAAUGAUAAAGUUGGCAAAUGUAAAUGCUGCAUCUCCUGAUUUGUCCUUACUGAAGCUGGCAGGCUGACUUCCCAGAGAGGCAGGAAGUGGUGCAGUGCCUGACCCCAUGGGUGUCAGUCUCUGCAGAAUGAAUGACAGGAUCUCAGCUCAGAGAGAUGAGGGACUUUCUUCCCUGCCUUAGCUUUUUGGAGCUGCAGAGUUGGGGCAGUACUGAAAAACAGAAGUCUAGAAGCAGAGGAAGCUACCAAAAUUUAACUUUGAUUUCUUCUCAUGGAAAACUGUAUUUCGUUCAACUGAAGUGUGUGUAAACUGCAAGUUUCCAAUGCUAGAAAUUUCUCUUAUACUGUGGUGCCUUCCUACCUAGAAGUACCCACCCUGCUCAGCUGUUAGUAUAUUGACCUCAGGACCCGCUGCAUAAGCAGGUGGGGACCCUCCCAGGAGACCUGGUAAUAAUGAUACUUUUGUGCUGUUUGUUGAUCAACAGCUUUGCACACAUAACGAGUUAGCUUGGCUCUUUGUCCUACUACCAAGGAUGCUGCUAAUGCCACAGCAUAAUAGCCUAGUUUGGGGUGUCCUCAAGGACAGAACUCCCUCUUUAGAUAAUGGAAAUCAGAACAAUGAACUUCACUGGAGGAUAAAUAGUAACAACUGUUGUGACUUCCGCUGAAGAAGAGGAAACUGCCAUUAUUUAUUCCCUACCAUGACUUUUUCAUAAUUUGCUUGUGUAAUACAGAUUUAGAGUUGAGGAAAUGUGUAAAGCUGCUGUUUUGUUUGUUUGAUGCUGGUGUUUUUUGUUGUACUCCUUUACCCCUUACAUUGUACAAUUUGCAGCAAAUGAACUUGUAGUAAAAGGCCUUGACUGGCAGCUUCAUUCAGUUGUACAUACU